AUGCCAAGAGUAGCUGAAUGCUAUACUCUAGAUGGUGUUAGUGUUUCGAGUACAUUUGAUGCUGAUGAUAAUAUGUCAGAUGACCUCGAUGAUUGUCCGAAUCCUGAAGCGAACAAGAAAAGCAAAUCAAUCAAUACAAUUGCAUUUCAAAAUGUUCAAUCAAAUAUGACUGAAGAAAUUAAUAUUCCACCAGUUACUCCUACACAAACAACAGCUUCUCGUGAUUUACAUUCGGUAUCAAUAUGUACUAAUACUAAAGUACAUUGCCGUGCGGACCAAUCUAUGUUUUCAAAUGAAAAUCAUCGUUCAGAUCCACAUUUGUUUGUUGAAAGAUCCGGUUCAUUCAUCGGUGCCGAUGAUGAAGAUAAUCGUGCAUUAAACAAUCGUUUACCGUUGACACAAAAUCCAAUUGAAUAUGAUGAAAACCAAUUAUCGUUAACAAUGAAUCAUGCAACUUCUCAUGUAGCAAAUACUUCCAGGAACCAUGAACUUUUAAAGUCAAGAAACAACUUGUUGUCCAGGUCAAAUGCUGAUAAAAACACAAAUUUAUGUGUUUCGAAAAGCACGAUCACAUUAAGCACACCGAAUGUCGGCGAUAAUCGUACCAAUUGUAAUCUUAGUCAAUGUACAAAUAGCUUCAAUAUCGACCGUUCUAUUAUCCGACUGUCUGAUUUAAGUAAUAAUUCCCGUGAAAAUCGACCAACAAAUACACCUAUUCAUAUACGUACGGUUGAUAUUCUAAGUUCAAUUGAAUAUCGAGAGCUAGAGAGAAAAAAUAGAGAUUUAUCAAAUAAAAAUGGUGUUUUAAAAGAAGCGUUGAAGAAAGUGCAAAAAGAAAGAAAAAAAAUGGAAACAACUCAUAUGUUAAAACCUCGUGAAUCAUUUUGGAAUGAAUUAAAUUUCUUCAUGGAUUCAUGCAAUAAUGUGUAUCAAGGUGAUGGCCGAACUAUGGAUAAUAUAGCUGGUGAACUCGGUUUGAAUCCACUAAUUCUUCAACAAGUACAACGGGAGGCUGAUAAAGCUGACAAAGUCGCUAUGAACAUUUGGCGAAAGUUAUGUCCUACACGUGCCGAUCAAUUGUACGUAAAUUCAAUCAAAAAUGUCCCAACAUCUACAUUACAAAACAUUUAUACAUUGGCACGUUUAAGUUUUCCAAAAGGCAACUUGAAUUACAAAAAAAUGCGAAACGAUAUCGCAGCUAGUCUACGACAAGGUCAUUUUAAUUCUAAAGGAACUACAAACACGUCGUUCAUCGAUAGUGAAACUCAACAAAACGAUCAAAGCGAUGAUGAACAUGAAAUUGUUGUUUCUGGCGAAACUUCGGCUCAUUCCAAAUCAUCUUUUCAAGCAAGAAAUUCAAUUGAUCACACCAUUGAUGAUGAUGAUGAAGAUGAUGAUGAAGAAGAAGAAUUAAAACACGAAUGGGAUUACAUGGAAAAUAUCGAUCAAAUGUAG
Rotaria socialis is the source of this 1455-nucleotide messenger RNA. NCBI's taxonomy places the organism in Eukaryota, Metazoa, Rotifera, Eurotatoria, Philodinida, Philodinidae. The record is from the annotation of a GenBank genome assembly.